GUUAUUGUUGUUGUUGUUAUUUUUUUUAUCCUCAUGUGACUCACUCUCAACAUAAUAAUUGAUAAUAAUGUCUAUAGUUUGGUAUUGAAUUAUUGCAUAUGUGUCAAGACAACGUGUCAACGGCCUGAUAAAAAUUCAUUAUCAUUAAAUUUUUCCGGAUGUCCUGUCAUGUACUGGAGUACCACAUAUUAUACGCCCAAAUUUUAUCAGUUUAAUGUUAAUUAUUGACUUACUGUCAACGUGUUUAUUUGUAUAAAAAAUAAAUAAAUCAAUUGUGCCAAUAAUUAAAUAAUCAAGUACAAUAGGAUAUUUUUUUUAAUCCAUUGCUUGUCAAGACUAAAAAAAAAAUUGUGAUAAAAUCAUCAUGGCAAGUUGCACGAGUGAAAAAAAACCAAGAGUCAUUGUUUUAGGAGGAUGUGGUUUUAUUGGAAGAUACUUGGUUGAGUAUCUUGUGGACAAUGAGCUUGUGUCAUUUGUUCGUGUUGUUGAUAAAGUACCACCCCAAACAGCAUGGCUCAAUGAAAAACAUCAAAAAAUUUUUGAUAAUCAUUUAGUUGAAUUUAAAAGUGCCAAUCUCAUUAAUCCAUUAUCAUGUGAUAAUGCAUUUGUAAGUGAUGAAAAAAUUGAUUAUGUAUUUAAUUGUGCUGGUGAAACAAAAAUUGGACAAACUGAUCCAGUUUAUAAAGAAGGAAUUUACAAGUUAAGUUUAAAUUGUGCACAACAUAGUGCAUCAAUUGGAGUUAAACAUUAUGUUGAAAUAUCAGCGGGUAAUAUGAGUACAUCUGAUAAAGUUCCUCUUCAAGAAGAUAGUUCACCUGAUCCUUGGACAUUUGUAGCAAAAUACAAGCUACAAGUUGAACAAGAAUUGAGUACAAUUCCAAAUCUUAAAUAUACAAUUUUAAGACCAGCAAUUGUUUAUGGACCUGGUGAUAAAAAUGGUCUAGCACCAAGACUUAUUAUUGGUGCUGUAUACAAGCAUCUUGGAGAAAUGAUGAAGUUACUUUGGGGACCAAAUCUUCAUAUGAAUACCGUACAUGUUAGAGAUGUUGCACGUGCUAUUUGGCAUGUUGCUAAUCGUGAUGAAACUGUUAGUCAAAUAUACAAUGUUGUAGAUGAGGGAGAUACAACUCAAGGCAUGAUCAGUGACAUGGUUUCUGAUAUUUUUAAUAUCAAUCAUGAUUACUUGGGUACUGCCAUCUCUACUUUAGUCAAGACUGGUGCAGUCGUUGAAGAAGCAAACGACAAACAUAUGGCUCCUUGGGCUGAGGCGUGUAGUAAAGAUGGCAUAGAAAAUAGUCCAUUAUCACCAUACAUUGAUCGUGAAUUAUUAUACAACAAACAUCUUUAUUUAAAAACAGGAAAAUUAACUGAAACAACUGGUUUUUCAUAUAACUAUCCAAAAUUAAACAAAGAUUCUUUACAAGAAGUUUUGAAUGACUAUGCUGCAAUGAAAAUAUUUCCUCAUUCCUUAAUACUGUAAAGGAAUUAAAAUGCCAUUAAUGUUUGAUUAUAAAAUAAUUGCCAAGUCCUAAUCUUCAUAUAAAAAAGAAGAAUUAAAAAUAAUCACCAUGUGCCUAACAACCUGAUCGCGUUUUCCAAUUAGAAUUAUUAUUUGAUUAAUUCGUAAAAUUAUUAUAUUUGCUCAUUUUUUUUUUUAAACAAUCGCUAAAUGUGAUAUACUGCGAUUUAAAAAAAAAGUACUUAAUUUAUAUGACACACUAGUCACUCGAGUCAUUGGACAAAACAAAAAUUAAAUUAAAUUAUACAACAUGAUUAAUUCUGAUUUAAAUGAAUUUUUCUUUUUUUUUUGUUAUAAAUUUGUUUUGUUUGAAAAUUAAAUUUAAUUAAUGUCAUUUUUUAAAUAUUAUUAUUAUUAAAAAUAAAUAAAUUCAUCAUGUGAAAAGCGACGUAUAUUGUGAGGAUAAAAAAUUAUAAAAUAAUAUUAAUUAUUGUUACUUAAAUUGAUCAAAAUUUACAUUCCAAGGCUAUAAAUUUUUGUGCUAUUAUAUAGAACUUGUGGUACACAGUACAUUUAUAAAUGAAAAGAAUAAAUAAAAAAAUAAUAACAAGUACAAAUAAAA
Molecule: messenger RNA, 2081 nt
Organism: Aphidius gifuensis
Lineage: Eukaryota; Metazoa; Arthropoda; Insecta; Hymenoptera; Braconidae
Exons: 4
Coding region: 365-1480 (371 amino acids)
Source: RefSeq, a predicted model, not a curated record